AUGUAUUCCUGGUCUCUAUUCAGGGAAUCAAUCCAAUGCUUCCAGCAUCAAGCCCGCCUCACAACAUACAGCGGGUCUGUCCAUGCGCUCGCAGUAUCUAAUGAUGGCCAAGCUUUUGCAUGUGGGGGCACUGAGGGCAUCAAAGUCUGGGACAUCAAAUCUCGGAAAGAACUCACAUGCUCAACUCAUAAUGAGUCCCGAGGAACAGUCAGCUGUGCUGUCUGGAUUACCACAAGACUGGCCAUGACGGAAACCCUUUGCUAUGGAACAGAGCUGGGUUACAUUGUGUUUUUGCAAUGUAGCCCGGUAGAUGUAAGGAUGUCCUGGUUCAUCAUUGAGUUCUCGCCUAAUAUCAACCAGAUGCUUUUUCAGGAAACUUGCACCAGGAGGCUUGGAUUGGGCUUCGAAAUUACAUCAUUUGCAGACGACAAAGGCGUCUAUGUGUUUGGACUAUAUGAUGGCAACUUCAUCAAGCUGAAGGGGGAUGACAGCGCAGUAGUGAAAGAAUAUAGCUGCCAAUCGGUGAUCGGACAUGCAGCAGUCAACCAGAAGAGGGUCCCAAAGCAGGUGGCAUUUGGUGCCGAAGGGAGGUUGGUGGUAGGUGGAAGUGACAAUGGUUUGGUGUAUAUAUUCGAGAGGAAGUCGGAGAAGUUACUGGAGACCCUUCAUCACUCCAAUGCUGGCCUGGUGCAGACGAUAGCUGUAGUCAUCAGUGCAUCACAAGCACUAGGGCGGGGCAAGGCUAUAGUCAAUUUAUGGGUCUAUGACUAUGGCAUGAAAAAGGAAAACCCCCACCUCCAAAAAAACCUGGUCUCUGUUGCAUUGCUUGAAUGUCACACAAAUGCGGCAAUUUUUGGUGAAUUCUUUGCACUGGGCCUGGACAUGAUGGUGUUGUCAGCAGACCUUGCCCAGCGCAUGAGACAUACACAGGCGUUCUUCGCUAAUGAUCUUCAGGAAAGUGUGCACGAAGCAGUAUUCGACAAAGUACUGCAUGCACAAGAAGAAGUCAUUCAAGAGGCAGGGGGAGAUGUGGGUGAAGAUGUACAUCAAGAAAGCACCAUUGGUGAAAAAGACGAUAUCGCUGCUGAAGCCGAAAGGGUAUUUUAUGAGACGCUGAGGGUAAUUAUACUUUCUGGACAGUUCCGAAAUAGUGGUAAUCUUUAA
Molecule: messenger RNA, 1164 nt
Organism: Suillus subalutaceus
Lineage: Eukaryota; Fungi; Basidiomycota; Agaricomycetes; Boletales; Suillaceae
Exons: 12
Coding region: 1-1164 (387 amino acids)
Molecular function (GO): protein binding
Source: RefSeq, a predicted model, not a curated record